AUGCGCCUGGCGCCGCGACGGAGGCGCUUCGUCGAUACAGAACCUACAUCAGUCUGCGCAGACGACAUCGCAGACAUCGAGCCCUCUCACGCCGAGCUCGUCCGCACCUCGAUGUGGACCAUGCCUCUCUUGCCUGAACAGGCAGAUCAACGCAUGCUCCAACAGCACACCCUUGUCUCGAAACAUUUCAACUACGCGAUGACAUUCACUCGCAGGGUGACGACGACUUGUGGCGCGACACAGUUGGCUCGAGAGCAAGGGUACGAAAGUUAUGGAACAGACAAGGUAUGCUGCACUCAGAGCGCUCGCGCGCAAGCUACUUGCUUCAUGACGGCGUCAGCCUCUUAUCCACGAACGACGUUUCUUCUCUCGGGUUCAUUGGUGUCGGCGUCGCCGCGCGAGUGCGGCGCGGAUGCCGUCGGUGGAUGGGACUCGCAGCCAGUGAUGGCAGAUACGAUUAUCCGCGAGCCAGACGGCGGCAGCACCAGAGGAUGUGGAGCGGGGUCUUGA
Messenger RNA from Morchella importuna, 510 nucleotides. RefSeq lists its product as uncharacterized. The transcript has 2 exons. Lineage: Eukaryota; Fungi; Ascomycota; Pezizomycetes; Pezizales; Morchellaceae. The record is from RefSeq and is a predicted model, not a curated record. Bases 1 to 510 code for a protein of 169 amino acids.